GUGGACCGCAGAAUCUCCCGGCGACUUCACUCCGAAACGCACUAUUCAUGAACUGAAUAGUGCGUUAACUAUUACUACUAUAACUAUUUCUUAAGGAAUCUGCAAGGACAAGUUUGAGCUCGCACUAAAUGAAUUAAUUUGAAGAGUGUUGUCACUGUUCAUGUAUUUUUUUUUAAGUCACUCCACCUAACUUGAAUUCAUUCAUUAUGGUGGACAAGGGUCCCCUUUUGACUUCAGCUAUCAUUUUCUAUUUGUCCAUUGGGGCAGCAAUAUUCCAACUCAUCGAAGAACCGAACUGGGAGUUUGCAGUGAAGAAGUAUAAAGCCGAAAAGGAGAAAAUAUUGAAACAGUUCCCAUGUCUUACAAAGGCUGAACUGGACUACAUUCUAGAGGUGGUGUCUGAUGCUGCAGGACAAGGCGUCACCAUAACAGGGGACAAAGCCUUCAACAACUGGAACUGGCCCAAUGCAGUCAUCUUUGCAGCUACAAUUAUCACAACUAUAGGUUAUGGAAAUAUUGCGCCAAAAACGCCUCCAGGG
Molecule: messenger RNA, 539 nt
Organism: Pimephales promelas (fathead minnow)
Lineage: Eukaryota; Metazoa; Chordata; Actinopteri; Cypriniformes; Leuciscidae
Source: RefSeq, a predicted model, not a curated record